Rubroshorea leprosula is the source of this 2633-nucleotide messenger RNA. The record is from the annotation of a GenBank genome assembly. Lineage: Eukaryota; Viridiplantae; Streptophyta; Magnoliopsida; Malvales; Dipterocarpaceae.
UUAAUAGAGAAAAUUUUUAAUUUUUGUAUUAAAAUUUUAGUUUUUAAAUAUAAGUUGAGAUUCUAAAUUUUUUUAAAAAAACUCAGNAUGAGGGAAUUUGAUGAUUUUGUUCAUAGCUCCGAAUUGAUUGACUUGCCUCUAGUGGGGAGAAAAUACACUUGGUAUAGCUCAAAUGGUCAAUCCAUGAGUAGACUGGAUAGAUUUUUAUUAUCAGAGGAAUGGAUGGCAAAAUGGAGCAAUGUGAAACAAUGGGGAAUGAAGAGGUCUAUUUCGGACCACUGCCCAAUUUUGUUGAAAAAUGAGCAAGUUGACUGGGGGCCAAAACCAUUCAAAUUGUAUGAUGCAUGGCUGGAAAAUCCAGGAUGCAAGGAGGUGAUUACAAAGGUGUGGAAAAGCUGUGAAGUGAAAGGUUGGAGUGGUUUUAUACUCAAGGAGAAGUUGAAACAUACAAAGCUUGCUCUAAAGGAGUGGAGCAAUAAUAUGAAUAUGGAGGUGGAUAGACAACUAAAGGAUGCAGAAGUUACAAUUGCUAGAAUUGACGAGAAAGGUGAGCAGAACCAACUGUCAGAUAAUGAUAUUGAAAUGAGGAGAAAGUGUUUUAUUGACCUGUGGAAAAAUCUGAGAAUCAAGGAGAGGAUGUGGCAACAAAAAUCAAGGAUGCUAUGGCUAAAAGAAGGUGACGCCAACACAAAAUUUUUCCAUAGGAGUGUGAAAGGAAGAUGGAGAAGAAAUGAAGUUAAUAGCAUCCGGAUCAAUGGGGUGCAACUUAUAGAAGUGGAGACAAUAAAGCAAGAGACUGCUAAGUACUUCCAAGAUCUGUUUGCAGAAGAACAGUGGAGCAGACCAAAGCUAGAUGGGAUCAGUUUUAAGCAAAUAUCACGGACUGAUAAUGAGACCCUCAUAGCGGCCUUCUCGGAACAGGAAAUCAAAGAAGCAAUAUGGGACUGUGAUUCAUCCAAAUCUCCAGGGCCGGAUGGAUUCAACUUCAGAUUUGUUAAGACGAUGUGGGAAGUCAUAAAAUUUGAUGUGAUCAAUUUUGUACAGGAAUUUCAAGAACAUGGCAGGUUGGUCAGAGGGUCAAAUGCGUCUUUCAUUGUGCUAAUUCCGAAGACAGAAAACCCCCAAGGAAUUGAGGAAUACAGACCCAUAUCGCUCAUCGGAGUUAUGUACAAAAUCAUUGCAAAAUUACUAGCAAAUCGGCUGCGAAAGGUGUUACCCAUGGUGAUCGGUGAGCAGCAGAUGGCUUUCCUUGAGGAAAGACAACUAGCGGAAGGAGUAGUGAUUGCAAAUGAGGUUAUCGAUGAGGUCAAAAGGAAGAAGAUGAAGAGCUUUCUAUUUAAAGCCGAUUUUGAGAAAGCUUAUGAUAAGGUAUGUUGGGAGUUCAUUGAGUACAUGAUGUUGAGGAUGGGAUUCAACGCAACUUGGAGGAAAUGGAUACAGGAGUGUCUAAAAUCGAGUUCGAUAUCCAUUCUCAUUAAUGGCAGCCCGACGAAACAAUUCCCGGUUUACAAAGGCAUCCGUCAAGGUGACCCGCUAUCUCCCUUUUUAUUCUUGAUUGUCGCGGAGGGGUUGAAUGGAUUAGUGUCAUCAGCAGUGGAGAAGGGAUGGUAUAAAGGAGUGCCAAUUGGCAGCGGAGGCACUAUGGUCACACAUCUUCAAUUCGCGGAUGACACCUUAUUUUUCGGGGAGGCUACGGAAGACAAUAUAUGGGUGAUCAAAUGCAUUAUGAGAACUUUUGAGUUGGCUUCAGGGCUAAAGAUAAAUUUCAGAAAAAGUGAACUGAUGGGAGUGGGAGUAGAUAAAAGCUGGAGCGGUAAAAUGGCUUAUAGACUGUAUUGCAAAGAAGGGGAGCUGCUAGUUAAGUAUUUGGGAAUCCCAAUUGGUGGUAGCCAAAGGAGAGUAGCUAUGUGGCAACCAUUGGUGGAGUCGGUUAAAAGGAAAUUAGCUACUUGGAAGGGGAGGCAACUAUCAAUGGGAGGUCGCAUUACGCUCAUCAAUUCAGUGCUGUCAAGUUUGCCCGUGUUCUUGAUGUCAGUCUUUGUAAUUCCAAAAGGUAUAAUUUAUGCAAUUGAUAAAAUUCGUAAAAGUUUCUUAUGGGGAGGAAAGGGAGAGGAUAGGAAAAUAAAUUGGGUGAGUUGGGAAAGAGUAUGCAAAAAGAAAGAGGAAGGGGGUUUAGGCGUGAGGGAUUUACGGAAAUUCAACUUAGCAUUGAUGGGAAAAUGGUGGGGAAGACUUGCUGAAAAUGGGGAGGGUUUGUGGAAGAGAAUAAUAGUAGAAAAGUAUGGCAAUGGAGGGGGACAUUGGCAAGAUUGGAUUGAUGAAAAUAGUGGUGUAGGAUCAACAUGGUGGAGGGAUGUGAGAGCUAUCAACACAAUAGAUGCCUCAACGCCAUCUUUGACCAAGUCCCAAAACUUGGUGGAGCCCAUAAGCACGCAAACAGGAGGAGAUGGCGAGAUCAAUGAGGCUGCUUUCUCUCGCACUUUUGGAUCCGCGACCCUCUCUCAGGUAUACACGACUGCUCCUUGAUUCUUUUUUCCAUAUUGGUUUUUGUUUAUGUAUUUAUAUUGUACUGUUGAUUUGUAAUCUGUUUUUUUUUUUUUUUUCGAAAAAUUUGAUAAAAUUUAUAGUUUAGU